Messenger RNA from Loxodonta africana (African savanna elephant), 1017 nucleotides. RefSeq names its product melanoma-associated antigen B2-like. Gene Ontology annotation, biological process: negative regulation of transcription by RNA polymerase II. NCBI's taxonomy places the organism in Eukaryota, Metazoa, Chordata, Mammalia, Proboscidea, Elephantidae. Gene Ontology annotation, cellular component: nucleus. Bases 1 to 1017 code for a protein of 338 amino acids. The transcript has a single exon. The record is from RefSeq and is a predicted model, not a curated record.
AUGCCUCGUGGUCAUAAGAGUAAGCUCCGCGCCCGCGAGAAACGUCGCCAGGCCCAAGGUGACACCCAUAGUGUCAAGGGUGCUCAGGCCACUGCAGCAGAGGAGGAAGGGUCCCCCUCCUCUUCCUCUCCUAUUGAGGGGCCUCCCCAGAGCUCCCCUGCUGCUCGCACUCCCCAGGGGUCUCAGAAAGCCCCAGCCACCACCACUGCUGCACCAGGUGCUUUGGGCAGAAGAGCUCCUAGAGGGGCCAAGGGCCAAGGUGAGGGAGGUCCAAGUUCCUCUUCAGCGCGAGCCCCGAAUGAGAGGUCACAAAGGGACCCUCUAACCGGGAGGGUGAUCAUGUUAUCACAGUUUCUGCUGUCAAAGUAUGAAAUGCAAGAGCGCAUUACAAAGGGAAAAAUGAUCAAGAUCAUCAACAAAAGGUACAAGGAGCACUUCCCUGAGAUCCUGAGGAGAGCCUCUGAGUACAUAGAGCUGGCCUUUGGCCUUGACGUGAAGGAAGUCGAUUCCAAAGGUCAGUCCUAUGCCCUUGUCAGCAAGUUGGAGAUCACCGAGGAAGAGAAUCUGAGUGGUGGCAGAGGGUUUCCCAAGACCGGGCUUCUGAUGCCUCUCCUGGCCAUGAUCUCCAUGAAUGGCAACCGGGCCACCGAGGAGGAGAUGUGGGAAUUCCUGAAUAUGUUUGGGAUGUAUGAUGGGAAGAGGCACUUCAUCUUUGGGGAGCCCCGGAAGCUCAUCAUGAAAGAUUUGGUGCAGGCAAAGUACCUGGAGUACCGGCAGGUGCCCAACAGUGAUCCGCCAUGCUACGAAUUCCUGUGGGGUCCCAGAGCCCAAGCUGAAGCCAGCAAGACAAAAGUCCUGGAGUUUUCGGCCAAGCUCAAGGAUACCAACUCCAGUGCCUUUCAAGCCCUGUUUCAAGAAACUUGGGGAGAUGAGGAAGAGACAGCCGCAGGCAGAGAAAGGGCCAGGGCUAGUGUCAGGGCAAGUCCAGCCAGUCCUCCCAUCCCUGGUGAAGUCUGA